Rhopilema esculentum is the source of this 7017-nucleotide messenger RNA. RefSeq lists its product as uncharacterized. Lineage: Eukaryota; Metazoa; Cnidaria; Scyphozoa; Rhizostomeae; Rhizostomatidae. Gene Ontology annotation, molecular function: cysteine-type endopeptidase activity; protein binding. Gene Ontology annotation, cellular component: nucleus; mitotic spindle; centrosome. The record is from RefSeq and is a predicted model, not a curated record. Gene Ontology annotation, biological process: meiotic chromosome separation; proteolysis.
UUUUGAAAGAGCCUGGGCACUACCUAGGCGAAUGUUGAGCGCGCUUUUUGUAGUGAGAAGAAGACGGGUUAGGCCUAUAUUUAUUGGCUUUACUUAAAAUGACAUGCCAGAGAGAUGCCAUUGUGCGUUUUUCAAGGUGAAAUGGAUUUAAAAGUUUAUUAGAAUGACAACCAGAAAUUGAUUUCAAAGACAAAGAAAUUCAAAAAUUAUAAGGCCUAACGACAUGGAAGGAGAUCGUAUCUUGCGAUGCGUUUUAAACGAAUCACCCAGUCAUUUACUGGUCAAAGAUGUCGAGAAUUAUCUGAAGCCUGCUGAAAGAAAUGCCAAAGGAAAUGGAUCUGAAAUGACAAAGUACCAGACUUUUUCAUUAAAACUUUUGCGAUGUAGCAUACAAGCCUUUGAGAAAGCUAAAGGUGACAUUUUUCACCUACUUGAAGCUUGCAAAGUUGCUGUUAAUUAUGUUGCGUCUGCAUACCAUCAUUGGACAUCUGCAAACAAUAUACAAGCCUGUGAGCUCGAACGACUUACAAAGCUGCUUUAUCAUUUUCUGGCUCAUCUAAGUAAGAUUGAAGAUCUUACCAGAUUCGCCUGGUUUUCAACAAAAAUGCUGUGCUUCCUGAAGCUGGAGGCACAAAAGCAAAGCAAGUCAAAUUCUGUGAGAAUCGAUUCAGAGACAGUGAAAAUUAAUGAAAAGAUAUUUGAGAUACAUUGGAAGCUUGCAGGGAAAGCAUCAAAGAACAUGGAAUUGUUUCAGGACGUAUUUAUUAUCAGAAUGCUUGGUUUAAGAUACCUUCUUGAUUUCAAAAAGGAUCUGAACAAAUUUGAGAAGUACUUUGAAAAUAUGGUCCUUAACUUUUUACAUGAGAACAGAAGUCAGUCUAUAGUUAUUAAUACAGAAGCAAGUUUUGUUUUAAAAGACAUAAUUGCAAGUUUGUCGGUUAACCUGCCAUCAAAUAGUAAAGAGACAGCCAGAAAUCAAGGAACAUCCAUGUACAUUGUAUUACUGUCUUUUAAAUUGCUACUUAUCCACGGAGGCUCUAUAGAAUGUGCCGAGACCCUAAGCAAAGGCCUAAUUGGAAUAGACUCUACUUCAAAUUUGAAACCCUUGAUCAGUACACUGAUUAACACCCACAGAAGCCAUUCUGUUUUGAAAGCAACUUCAAGUUGUAAAAUCACAAAAACAUUAUGCAAGCAAGCAGGAACAAUGAAGCUAUGCCUACAAGGCCUUGAAGCAACGCACCAAGAAUUGUUCAGAACCAAAGUUUUUAUGGUUAAUCCAAAGAUUGCUGUUAUCUAUGAUAUUAUAAAGGAAUUUCUUAAAUUCCAAGAAAAGCUUUGUUGGGAAAUCAUUGAUGGUCUUUGUGAUAUGGUCAUCUCAUUUAAGAAUCAUGUCGAAGUAGCUUUCAAGAGCAUAAGUUGUGGCUUGAAAAAUGGGAGCAACUCAAAAGUUGUUGAUGAUCUGCUGACUGUUUUCAAAGCUCUUUGUACACAGUGGUACUCUUUUGUUUCCUGGUGUUUACAAUUGUUUCAAACUUGGCUCAGCAAAACUGGAAAAAUGCAAGUUGAUGGGAAAUGCACUUGUAUCACAAAAUCAUCAUUCAAAAAAGACAAACUAUUCGAAACUUGUUGUACACUUGUCGCCAGUGGCACAAGUGCUUUGAAAACCAUGGAAGAAUGGAAAGUUAACGUUUUGGAAACAGACUACAAUUGGAUUGGUGUAACCUCGUAUAAUUUAGGUGUUGUUGCUCAAAGGGACGGAUCCCUUAAAGCAAGCAUCUCUCUAUUUGAUCAGUCCAUUGAAAACCUAAAAGAUUGGGUGCAAAAAUCACAAAAUAAAGAUGCUGCAUUGACAAGGCUGCAACAGACAAAUCUGGUGUUCAAGCAUCACAUUCUGAUCGAUGCUUUGGUCAAAUCUGGAUCUAGCGAUGCAGCAUUAUCAAAAAUUGCCGAUUUCCUAUGUUUUUUGUUGUCUGGUGAAAUUGCCAAUAAUGAUUGCCAGACCAAGGGAGAGCUGAUACGAGACCAAAUUCAUCUUUGGUUCAAAACACAGGGAAAGGCUUCGCGUGGAGGAAGUGAAUUUGAAGGAAGCUCGAUGACUAGCAAGCUCAUAGGAUUAAGCAAAGGUGACUUGAAGUUUGUAGCUGAAUGCGAAAUGACGGAGCUCACCACAGGAAGGUCCAAGAUUUGCAUAGAAGCUGUGAAGGAUCUUUUGAGUUUUAUAACCAAGACGUAUGAUGAAAAAAACAAAGAUUUCGUUGCAUGGGCGAUGUUGGAGUAUGCUUGGCUACCAUAUGAUGAAAUAGAGACAGAAGAAAGGGUGCAGGUUUGCAGCGAAGCGAUCAGUAGACUUGAGGAAUGCACUGACGGCGAAAAUGAUCCAAGCUCUGCCAAUGAUAUGCUUGCAACUGGCUUUUUUCAACUCGGAUGCUGCCAGCGUAAAUUGAGUAUCGCAAAUGUGAUUAAUGGGGCAAUGGACACCUACGUCGGCCUGGACUGCGAUACGAAGCCCGUCAUAUACGACGAAGAAUGCUUUCACAAUCAGCCUACCCUGGGAGACAUGGAUUACAUUACGUCAUUUAACACAGCCUUGGACAUCUGGUCUGCUCUUGCUCAAUCAGCAGUGAAAGGAAAUGACUGUUCUUCUUUUCAAAGGUUAUUCCGACGUGUCGAGAAAUCUGCCUCGAGCCUAUACUAUAUUGGACAUAUCUACGCCUUGAAUCGCCAGCGAUUCUCAGCUGUACAAGCAUUCACCCUUUCGUCUUUGCUUUUGGAAACGAUUUCACCAAAUGUUUUGAAGCAUCAGGCUGAGAUGAAAGUAGCUGCGACUUGCCAGAUCACUAGACUGCUGACUGAAAUUUUCGACUUUCCAAGUGCGUUAUCAGUUUUGAACAAUGUUGGUGAAGUUGACGAAACUGAAAAUCUAGUUUGCCUGAAUUUCCAAAUUACAAAAGCAUUCUUGCUGCAAAGAGCUGGUGAGAACCAAAAAGCAAUCAGUAUAUUAAAGUCUGCCCUGUUGGAUGCUAGAGUGCUGCAAAAAACACCGAAGGCCUUCUUCACAAAGGCAGAUUGUCUUCUCACCUUGGCUUUGGCAAGUGAGCACCCCCAAUGUGCUUUGCAGUCAGUAGAUUACCACCCGUUGUCCUUGGCUCAGGAAGCUUUGAAAAUAUUCCGAAAUCUUAUGCAGCUACACUUGGGAUGUAAAGAAAACUCGUCGAAAAAAGACAAUCAAAAAUUACAAGAGGCUAGCGACGUCUCUCCUUGGAUUGUUGCUUGCAAAUUGUUGGACUGUUUGCUGUACAUAGCUCAGCGAUACCAGUUGCAAGGUUGCAUUCCUGAAGCGCGAUGCCAUAUCAAGGAGGCUUUGGUUUUAUGCGAACAAUUCUCCCUAACCGAAAGAAAGCUGGAAUUCCUCGUCGAAGAUGCAAAAGCCAGCCUACUAUCACACGAUGAAGAGAAGGCGGAGAUGUCCAUCUCAGAAAUUGUCAAAACUUUACGAGCUAAAACUGAAGAGGGGAAAAGGCCUCACGAAGUACCAGCUUUUUAUCGUCAUGAAGAGAAUUGUGCUUGCGAGUUUUGUUCUGAUGUCUUCCUAGUUGAUCUUUGUUUAAAAUGCUUGAUGUUAAGGCGCCAUUAUAGCUUGAUUGCAUCAAAGGAUAUAGUGGAUACUCGAUGUAAAGCGGUUUCACUGAGCGCGGCUUUGGAAGGGGCUGUGCAAAGAGGGAAAAAUGCGGUUAUUAAUUUAAGAAAUGUUUUACGUUCAUAUACCAUGAAGAGGAAGAAAAAGGUGAAAUUUCAUUCUGACAAAUCACUUUUCUCUAAAGACAUGUUUGAUGACAAAACAGUCUGUAGUCUAGAACCAGACGAUGUUUCUCGAUUAGUUUACUGCGGACAGCGAAUAGAAUUUGCCUGUAUUGACUACCGCCUCGCGCUUUACAGUCAAAAUUGCGGACUGCAGAAUGAUAUUGACAUGACGUUAAGCGAUAUAAGAACUUCGCUUGUAUACCGAGUCAUCAGUUUAGUCUAUAGGACAGCUAUAGCCAAACUUCUGCAGAUCAAGGUAGAGAUGCUUUUGGCAAGUGAUCACGGACAAAAAGCUGUUGAACAUUCAUGGAAAUUGUGCAGAAAAAUUCAAAGAGCUACGCACACUGGAGCUGGGUUAGAUGUUCCAGAGGCGAAAAAGGUAUCACCUGAGGUAAGGGACGGACGCCGAAGACGAGGACGGAAACCGAAAGCGGCAUCACGAAAGUCUGCGAAACCCACGGCGAAUAAUGAGGCACCGAUGCCUAAUGUAAAGGGUGAUGUAAAAGGAAAACACGAUGAAGGUAUGCAAUUAGACCAGCUGCUAGAAGACCUAAGCAAGAUGUGUUCAGAAGGCCUGUCUCUUCUCAUCCCCCAACUGGACUGCCUGCAAAUAAAGUCGUUUUAUGAGCUUUUGUCUCUCGUAUCGGGACAGCAGUCACCCAAGCAGGCUGCUUAUUUGGAGCAACUUUCGUUUUCAAGAACUCUUCAUCAGCAAUUGCUAUCAAGGUCAAUCAAAAAUAUGAGGAAAAGUGUUUCGGAGUACAAGGCUUCCUGCAACGAUAACGAGGCUUUGUUUCUAGAGGAAACAAUUUCAACAGUUACUGGAAUGAACGAAACAUUCGCGUUCCAGAACGAAGAAAACAUUUCCAAGCUGUUGUUGGAUGGGUUGCCUUCUGACUGGAGAAUCUGCUCCUUGCGAUUGUCAAACAUUGGCGCAAAAGCUAUACUGAUAACGAGACUUCAGGCUGGCAAGCAACCAUUGGUUGCCCGUCUACCAAUCAACGAUCAGGACGAAACCGAAAAAGAGGAUUCUGAAGUUGGUUCUCUUGUGCGUGAUCUUGCGUCCGUAUUUGUCACCGAUCCAUUCGAAGAGUUCCAAGAUAUUCUCGAACAAAGUCUCCAGAGUUUGCAGACUGAUGACGUCAAAACAUGGUGGAAUGACAGAAAGAAGCUAGAUGCCCGAUUAAAAAAAAUGUUGAGCAAAAUUGAAGAAAAGUGGUUAGGAAGCUGGAAGGGCUUGCUUCAUGGAGAGAGAAUCGAUUCGAUUGAAAAUUCGCUUAUCAGUGAGCUUGCGAAAGAAUUUUGCGAUGAUGUUGAGGCCCAUUAUUCAGUGAAAUUACCAAGGGACUUUGUCGAGAUCCUUUUUGACAGCUACCAACAGUUAAAGAAAGUUCAAGUAAUGAAAGGUCUGGAGGAGCUGUUGGAUUCUCAAUUCACAGAGCAAAUAUAUGAGAUGUUUUUUGAGAAAGCAGAAAGGCUGACCAAUGAGGAUACAAAACCGGAUGUUAAGAGUACACCAUGUAGAGGGAGGAAAGAGAAAAAAAGGUCGAAGAAUAAUGAUGCAACGAAACGAGCUCCUGUGAUACUUGUUCUGGAUAAGCACCUUCAGAAGAUCCCAUGGGAGAGCACCUCAAUUUUGCGUCAUCAAACAGUUUCAAGGAUGCCUUCAUUAAUUCUGACGAAACUAAGUCACAUGAUUUCCGAGACUCUUUUAACAAAUGGUGUUGACGUUAGCGAUACAUUUUAUGUACUAAAUCCACGAAACGAUCUUCAAAAUACACAAAAAACGUUCGAAAAAUGGUUCAAGAGUGACCAAGGUUGGCAAGGAAUCAGUGGAAGGGCUCCAACUGAAAACGAAUACAAACGUGCACUUCAAGAUCACCAAAUGUUUGUAUAUUGCGGCCAUGGGAAUGGAAGAGAAUUUCUUCGCGGAGAUGACAUUCAGCGCCUGAGCUGUAGAGCAUUAACUUUCCUCAUGGGCUGUAGCAGUGGGAAGUUGCAGGUUAAAGGCGAGCUUGAUGCAAGGGGCAUGGCGUUGCAUUAUUUAAUGGCCGGAUGCCCAGCAAUAGUUGCAAAUCUUUGGGAUGUGACAGAUAAAGACAUUGAUCGUUUCCUUUCAAAGCUACUCAAGGAUUGGCUGGACACAGAUGUCAAUUUAACAGACUGCAUUUCGUCUGCAAGGGAGGCUUGCCUCCUUCCAUACCUUAUUGGUGCUUCGCCUGUUCUUUAUGGACUUCCAGUAGUUACAAAAGCGAAAUCACGUUAAAUUGUAAAUUAGAUUGUUGAAAAUGUGUGUUUUUAACUUUGCAUGUAAUCGUCUGCGUUCGCUAUAGUCAUCUUUCAUUUUUGGACGAUUUAUUUUGUCUGCUUGACUACUGUGAAAAUUGCAGCUUAAUGAACUUAUACCCGACCCUGCCGAAACUGCAUGUAAGCAUUUUAAAGGUGAUAGUGUUUUGAAAAGACCGAAAAGUAAAGGUGGUUGUGUUUUGAAAAGACGGAAACUUUCGAAACCAUGCAUAGACUUUAUUCUCCGUAUCAUAUUUCGGUAAAGAUAAUCUUGUUGUUUGUAAUGAGCAGCUGCUGUUUACUGAUAGAAGCAUUAUCUCCUUCUGAUCAAGCACUGAAAAUGGGUAUGAAACUAUUUUAAGAUUGAAUUUUGCUAUCAAGCAAAUCAUAGGAAGGUUUGCAGCUGUUCCUGAUAAUUUUUUCUUUCCAUUUAGAAGACCGAAACCUUAUCAAAAAGUAGUACCCACCUGCAGAUUUAACUGUAAAAUUUGUAAAAUUUUAGGCGAGUCAAACCUGCCCUACCCCCCCUCCCCUCCUUUAUCUCAAGACAAUUUCAUAAAUUGAGGUGCCUAAAAUCUGCCAAAAAAUUGCUCUGCCAUCGACUGUUUUUAUACAUUUCUUCAUUGUUAAGCUGUUCUUAUGACAUGACGUUAGAUUUCAUUCUUCUAUAUGAAGAAACAUUUAUUUUUUGCUGCAAUACAUAAAAACCAUCCCAAAACCUGUUGAAAUUUCCUUCUAUCUCUUUAGAGGCAUACAAGACUCCGUUUAACGCAAAUUGUUCAAACUAAUAAUUUUGAUAAAGUGUUAUUUCGUCCAUCAAUUACAUGUUGAUUUUUUAGCAUCCUUCUGUGCCAUUCGUCAUCGAAGCAAGGACAGUGGAGCAUACAGAUUGAGGAGGCUAAUAAUUUUUUUUGGGGGGUGGGGGGGUGG